This is a messenger RNA of Aspergillus homomorphus CBS 101889, 1137 nucleotides long. RefSeq lists its product as uncharacterized. The transcript is spliced from 2 exons. The record is from RefSeq and is a predicted model, not a curated record. Lineage: Eukaryota; Fungi; Ascomycota; Eurotiomycetes; Eurotiales; Aspergillaceae. The annotation marks the transcript as partial.
CUCCACCUCACGCACGUCACCGGUUCAAUUCCCUUCCUGAACCCAACGCACGCCGCUUAUCGAGCCACCACCAGCACCACCUCCCACCAAUCCCCCAAGACAAGCAACCCGAGGCAAUCCCCGGGAAUCUACCGCCUCUGGCGCGCCCGCGACACGCGCAAAGGCCGGCACGCCCUCCGCAUCGUCACCGCAGCCAACCACAGCGAUGUUGAUACCACCAAGACCCAGAGAACGGACCCCCAACUCCAACCACCCCCAAGUACAAAAACAACCCCCCAAAUCCAGAUCCAGAUCCAGAAACCCCGAAGAAGAAUAACCCCCAGCACCCUCACAAAACCCCUCACAGACCUACCCACCCUAACCGCCCUCCUCUUCCUCGUCGGCUCGGUUAUCUGGAUCCUCAACGCCUUCUUCGUCUGGUUACCUCUGCAGGAUCCUGCCUCUGAGUUUGCAGGGGAAGAGAUUGGAGGCGGGGGGUGGACGGCGUUUAUUGGGGCUGCGGUUUUUGAGGUGGGGAGUUGGGGGUUGGUUUUGGAGGCGGUGUCGGUUUUGCCUUCUGGAGAUGAUCGGUGUUGGGGGUGGGGGGUGGAGACUGCGAUUCGGGAGAACAGUGGUGAAGCGACGACCCUCGUGCUCCAACCCACUACAAGCCCCUGUAUAUGUCGGAGGGCAGGACGACGAGGAUUCUUGGGAAUGCGGUUACUACGCCAGAGCGGGAAGAAGGACAACCUCCACGAACUAGGGUUCCUGGCCUCCCUCACGCAGCUGGUCGGCGCGUCGAUCUUCUGGAUCGCGGGGUUCACGGGCCUGCCGGGCAUUAUCAACCAUAUGGGACCCGCGCUGACGGACGGCGUCUACUGGGUGCCGCAGGUGGUCGGCGGGGUGUGCUUCGUCGUCAGCGGCGGGCUGUUCACGCUCGAGACGCAGGAGCGCUGGGAUCGGCCUGCGUGGACCGUGCUGGGUUGGCAUAUCGGGGUGUGGAAUGUGGUCGGUGGGGUCGGCUUCACGCUGUGCGGCGUGUUCGGGCUGGCGGGCCUGCAGUAUCAGGCGUGUCUGGCGACGUUCUGGGGGUCGUGGGCUUUCCUUUGGGCGUCCGCGUUGCAGUGCUAUGAGAGUUUGGAGAAGUGGCCCGUGGAG